Cutaneotrichosporon oleaginosum is the source of this 1520-nucleotide messenger RNA. RefSeq lists its product as uncharacterized. Lineage: Eukaryota; Fungi; Basidiomycota; Tremellomycetes; Trichosporonales; Trichosporonaceae. The record is from RefSeq and is a predicted model, not a curated record. Gene Ontology annotation, biological process: maturation of SSU-rRNA from tricistronic rRNA transcript (SSU-rRNA, 5.8S rRNA, LSU-rRNA). Gene Ontology annotation, cellular component: nucleolus; small-subunit processome.
CACCACCUCCCACUCCAUCCACAAAAAUGAGCGACAGCGGGCAUGAGAGCGAGCGCGAGGUGCCCUCCGCAUCGGAGAUCAUGAAGCUGCUCGACACGCUGCAGACUGCCGUGUCCGCGACCGACAAGGCUGCCCGGCCACUGCUGAAGAAGGCCAAGGCGGGCGACGAGAGCCUCGACCUGUCCUCUGGUCUUUCGCUCUUGCUUGUACGCCCCCACCUCCUCCUUUCUGGCCUGCACCACCUUAUUGUGCUCGUUGGCCUGCGCCUUUCCACUCUCCGCCAGACGCAGCCCGACGCAUCGUCAUCCGCUGCCCUCGCCUCCGCCUUCGCGGCGGGGCGUACCCGCCCCGAAGAUGCUGUGUGGGAGGACGAACUCGCGGGCGAGCUCGCCCUCUGCCACGAGGUCAUGGACAAGGUGCGCGGAAUGGAGAGCAAGCUCGAGUACCAAGUGAAGAAGCUCGUGGGCCUCGCCGAGGCGGCGAACAAGCCGCAAGACGAGGUGGAGGAGGACCCGCUAUCGUUCCGCCCGAACCCGUCCGCGAUGGUGACCGCUGCGCGCACGGAGAAGAAGGUUGCUGCCGCCGCCAAGACCGACGACGACGAAGUCUACCGCCCGCCACGCGUCGCCGCGAUGCCCUACAACGAGCCUGGGCGUGAGCGUGCGCGCGAGCGGCGCGCGCCCGCGCUCCUCUCCGAGUUCGCGCAGACGAUGGACGGCGCGCCCACCGUGCAAACGACAUCGGGCUUGUCGACCCGCCCCGUCCUCGCGGGCGCCCACAGCAACUCGGUGAGCGCGAAGCGCGCGGCCGAGCUCAAGCGUCUCGCGACGUGGGAGGAGGACAACAUGACGCGGCUGGUGACGACGAAGCGUGAGGCCAAGCGGCGGCGGGACGACGAAGAGGCGCUUGCGCUCGGCUUUGGCGUCGGCGGCGCCGGGCGCUCGCGCCGUCAGAACGGCCUCGAGGCCGAGCUCGAGGGCGUGCUGGGCGAGCGCGGGAGUAAGGGCGUCUGGGAUAGUACGGGGGUGCAGGCGCUCGGGAUGCGCGAGGGGAUUACGGGGCGCGCGAAGCGCGCAGCAGAAGACGCCGCGCCGCGCAGGGGCCUCAAGAAGAGCCGGUUCGAGAAGGACGUCAAGCGCAAGCGGCGCGCCAUCGGCUUGCCGACCAAGUAGGUGUAGAGGCUGGCAUUGUAGUUGCAUCACCACUGUACGUUAUAUCAUGCAUACAUCUAGAUCUAUGGGGAAGGGUGAGGGGAGAUGGCGGAGGAAGAGAGGGACGUCAGAGGUCGUCAAAGAACCCCGCCUCCUCAUUCACCCGCUCCUUGCCGACCUUGUGCUGCCCCUUCCUGACUUUCUUCUUGCGCUGCGGCUUGUCGUCGUCGCUGUCGGAUCCCCAAUCGACCGGUGCGGCUUGUGCGGGCUCGUUGUCCGAGUCGUCGUCCUCACUGUCUUCGUCCAUGGCGGCAUCGCCCUCCUCCUCCUCAUCACCCAUCUCGACAUCCUCCGCCCCACUGUCGUCCU